This is a messenger RNA of Quercus robur (English oak), 1665 nucleotides long. RefSeq names its product cyclin-D3-1-like. Bases 253 to 1380 code for a protein of 375 amino acids. Gene Ontology annotation, molecular function: cyclin-dependent protein serine/threonine kinase regulator activity. The record is from RefSeq and is a predicted model, not a curated record. Lineage: Eukaryota; Viridiplantae; Streptophyta; Magnoliopsida; Fagales; Fagaceae. The transcript has 4 exons. Gene Ontology annotation, biological process: regulation of cyclin-dependent protein serine/threonine kinase activity; mitotic cell cycle phase transition. Gene Ontology annotation, cellular component: nucleus; cytoplasm; cyclin-dependent protein kinase holoenzyme complex.
AGCGACGAGACUCUCCCAAAUAAAUAAACUCAAAAAACCACCAAACUGAGAAAAACCCCACAAAUAAAAAAUUUGUAUAGCCUUUGUGUUUUCUCAGUGUUUCAAGCUAAAGACUUUCAGUCUUUCGCACAGAGAGAGACACAGAGAGAGAGAGAGAGAGAGAGAGAGAUGCCUGAGACUGUGUCUUCAGGCUCUUCUAUUUUCUUUGGCCUAUAAUGAACACAGACCCAAACCUCUUCUUCUCAGAAGAAGAUGGCUCAUUUUCAUCUUCAUCAACAACAGCAAUAUGAAGAAUCAAAUGCACAGAUAGAGGAAAACACAACUCUUUUAUUGGACGCUCUUUAUUGCUCAGAAGAGCACUGGGAGGAAGAUGAACAAGAAGAAGUUGAAGAUAACUAUCAUUGCAAUAGCUAUAAUAAGCCAAACCCUUUUCCUGUUUUGCUAGAACAAGACCUUUAUUGGGAUGAUGAGGAGCUAAUCUCUUUGUUCUCAAAAGAACAAAAAAAUGAAGUCUUUGAAAGUCUCAACACUGAUCCAUAUCUAGCUGGGGCAAGAAGAGAGGCUGUGGAUUGGAUUUUAAGGGUCGUUGAGCAUUACUCUUUCUCUGCUCUCACAGCUGUUCUUGCUGUCAAUUACUUUGAUAGGUUCCUAUUCGGCUUCCAAUUUCAGCAAGGGAAGCCAUGGAUGACUCAGCUCGCUGCUGUGGCUUGUCUAUCUCUUGCUGCCAAAGUGGAAGAGACCCAAGUGCCUCUUUUGCUUGACCUGCAGGUGGAUUUGAGUACGUAUGUAUUUGAGGCCAAAACGAUUAAGAGAAUGGAGAUUUUAGUGCUCUCAACGCUUCAAUGGAAAAUGAAUCCUGUAACCCCACUUUCUUUUCUUGAUUAUAUCACAAGGAGGCUUGGUUUAAAGAACCAUCUUUGUUGGGAAUUUCUAAGGAGGUGUGAGUGCAUUCUUCUCUGUGUCCUUUCAGAUUCUAGGUUCAUGUCUUAUCUCCCAUCUGUUGUGGCCACUGCUACAAUGCUGCACGUUGUUAAUACUGUAGAGCCUUGUCUUAUUGUUCAAUACCAAAACCAGCUAUUGGGUAUUCUCGGAAUCGAUAAGCAAGACAAAGUAGAUGAGUGCUGCAAGCUCAUCUUGGAAUUGGCUUCAAGAGGCAAUGGCAAUCCGUCCAACAAGCGCAAGUUUGGCUCUUUACCAAGCAGUCCAAAGGGUGUAAUGGACGUGUCAUUUAGCUCUGAUAGCUCAAAUGAUUCAUGGGCUGUGGCAGCUUCAUCAGUCUCUUCCUCACCUGAGCCUUUGUCCAAGAAGAGCAGGGCUCAAGACCAGCUUUUACAGCCACUCAACCAUCCAAGUUCAGAUAUUCUCAGCAUUCCUCGUUAGCUAGUUCCCUAAAUUCACUCUUAUGGACUACAGUCUACAUAGUCUUGUAUGUUUAAUAAUCAAUAUUUUUCUUUUAUAUAUGUCCAAGUUAAAUUGCCUACCAUCUCUGCAUUGUUUAGCCAAGUCCAAUUUCGUGGCUAAUAUAUACCACAUAUGACUUAGAGCACAAUCUUGUAAAGGAUUGGUUGGGAGAUUUGGGAGCAGAGAUGGUUGGCAUUUUAUCCGGAAAGAAUCAAAGGACUUGAACAUAGUAAUGAAGAGUACCUACUCGCACUUAUAUAUUUA